This is a messenger RNA of Pseudocercospora fijiensis CIRAD86, 1119 nucleotides long. RefSeq lists its product as uncharacterized. The coding region runs from base 1 to 1119 and encodes 372 amino acids. The record is from RefSeq and is a predicted model, not a curated record. The transcript has a single exon. Gene Ontology annotation, cellular component: cytoplasm. Gene Ontology annotation, molecular function: phosphatase activity. Lineage: Eukaryota; Fungi; Ascomycota; Dothideomycetes; Mycosphaerellales; Mycosphaerellaceae.
AUGCGCUCCUCAAUCAUUCUGAACAUCGUGGCUGCCACAUUUGCCAGUGCUUCAGCUCUGAUCAAAGCCGGACCAGGCUACAUUAACUACACCACAGUCACAGGUUACUUUCUGCAAGACGAGUCAACGACCAACGCGACCACCUUCAAUUAUACGCAAGCGAACUUCGGGCUCAUCAAUCGCACAUAUCCAGCUACUCACAACGUCCGCAGCCAUGCCGACUUGACGCAAUGGCAAAAGUUUGAGAUUCAGGUCGAUGCGUUGAACAAGGAAGCGCCGAAGAACACUGUCUACAAAGUACUCUUCACGGGACGGCAUGGUCAAGGAUACCAUAAUGCGGCAGAGACUGCCUUUGGAACGCCAGCAUGGAACUGCUAUUGGGCUCAGCUGAAGGGUGCCAACAGUUCGUUCUCUUGGGAAGAUGCUCACCUUACCGAGGCUGGCAUCUUGCAAGCACAGAUCGCGAACAAUUUUUGGAAGAAGGAGAUCGAAAGUCAAAAAAUACCCGUGCCCCAGACGUACUAUGUAUCGCCUCUGGCACGAUGUCUCGCUACGGCCAACAUCACCUUUAGCGGUCUGGAUCUCCCCAAGCGGGCUCCUUUCGUCCCCACUGUGAAGGAGCUUCUGCGUGAAGGCAUCUCUAUUCAUACAUGCGACCAUCGCUCAAACAAGACGUGGAUUCACAACACAUAUCCAAGCUUCAAGAUCGAGAAGAACUUCAAUGAGCAUGACGAGCUUUGGAAUGGUGUUACUGCAGAGUCCGACAGCGCACACGAGAAGCGCAUGUUAACACUGCUGGACGAUGUCUUCACCAGCGACGCCUCGGCCUGGAUUAGUCUCACCUCUCACAGCGGCACCAUCAGCACGAUUCUCGACGUCAUCGGCCACCAAAAAUUCAGCCUCCUUACAGGAUCCGUCAUCCCCGUUCUGGUCAAGGCAGAAUUCCUCCCGGCUUCAGAUGCACCUUCUACGACCGUCGGCAGCUUCACGACUAGCACCUGGUGUCACAAUGGCCCGCCGAUCACAAGUAGCUCAGGCGUAGAUCAAGGAUGUGUCUGUUCCUCAACCACAGCACCUCUCCCAAGUUUGAAUACGCAAGCACCAUUUGUUUCGGGAUAG